This is a messenger RNA of Exophiala mesophila, 890 nucleotides long. RefSeq lists its product as uncharacterized. Bases 147 to 632 code for a protein of 161 amino acids. The record is from RefSeq and is a predicted model, not a curated record. Gene Ontology annotation, cellular component: mitochondrial inner membrane. The transcript is spliced from 4 exons. Lineage: Eukaryota; Fungi; Ascomycota; Eurotiomycetes; Chaetothyriales; Herpotrichiellaceae. Gene Ontology annotation, biological process: mitochondrial electron transport, cytochrome c to oxygen.
AGUGAACACCAAGCACGAAACCGCCCUCAUCUAGACCUCAAACCUUCCUCAUCAACCCGGCAUAUCCUGCUUUCACGCCUCCGCAACACCUUGACCCAUCCACAAGGACUCUCUUCCCCCUCCUCCUCGACCGUUCAGCCGUUGCAAUGGCUUCCCUCGCCAUGUUGCGUCUUUCUGUUCGCUCCGCAACCUCGUCAUUCACCAGACCUUGCAUCAGGAGAGCUCCUGUUGUAGCUCAGACAAUGGCCGCUCGAUCUCCUUUCAGCUCUUCUGCAACUCGCAAGAGCGCUGGACACGAGGAAGAGACCUUUGAAGAGUUCUCUGCCAGAUAUGAAAAGGAAUUUGAUGCUGUUCAGGAUGUUUUUGAGUUGCAGCGCAAUCUGAACAACGCAUUUGCCUACGAUCUUGUCCCCUCCCCCGGUGUUGUAACGGCUGCGCUCAAAGCUGCCAGACGCGUCAACGACUACCCCACCGCCGUUAGAAUAUUUGAAGGGAUCAAAGCCAAGGUUGAAAACCAACAACAAUACCAGGAAUAUCUGGAAGAAUUGAAGCCUCUGAGGGAGGAGCUUGGCGUCAAUCUCAAGGAAGAUCUUUACCCAGAUGACACCGACAGUCCAUUCCACAAGGCAUGAGAAGCGUCGGGCAACCCCAGCACCAUCAUUACCACCAUCGCCCGCUGAUCCCACCAAAUCACUUCCCGAAUUGCCGGCGAAGGCACAUGUUGCUUGGACAGGUUUGUCGGAUGUGUGCGCCAGCUCAAAAGAGAAUUGAAGAAGGCUCACGGAAUGACGCUCCUUCUCCCACGAUCCAUCUGUAGCUUUAUAUUGCAAGCAGCAGCAGUAAAGACUACCUACGCAGUAGUAGUUCCAAUGUACAGUCUCAGCCCUACA